Messenger RNA from Spathaspora passalidarum NRRL Y-27907, 1497 nucleotides. RefSeq names its product ubiquinol--cytochrome-c reductase subunit 10. The record is from RefSeq and is a predicted model, not a curated record. NCBI's taxonomy places the organism in Eukaryota, Fungi, Ascomycota, Pichiomycetes, Serinales, Debaryomycetaceae. The annotation marks the transcript as partial. Gene Ontology annotation, biological process: mitochondrial electron transport, ubiquinol to cytochrome c. The transcript is spliced from 2 exons.
AGUGCAUUCUUACUACUAUCACAACAUAGACAUAUAAAGCAAAAUGGUUUCAACGUCAGAGGUCCAGUUUAUAAAACUGUUCAAAACUUUGGAAAAUUCAACAUCAAUACCGUCAGAUCUUAUGUUCCAAACUUAAUCUUAUGGGGUGGUGCUGCCGGUGCUGCAGUUGCUGUCUUCACCGAAGGUGUUCCAUUAUUCAGAAAUACUUUCUACUCCAAGAUCCCAUACUUUGGUGAACACUUUGUUUACAACCCAGAUCCAGAAGAUGUCCCAGUCUAAUCUAAACCAACAACAUACUCAAAAUUUUAAUAUAAUCCUGUAUAAACAGACUACGCUAUAUAGAUUAAUGUAUCUUGAUCUUGUCGUUUCAAAUACUCGUUAGUUAUAAGCACAUCAAUACAUGCUUUCAAGUCAUGAACCAGAGCUGUGGGGUUACGCUUGUGUAGUAAAUCAAGACAAUCUUGAAGCAAAUUGGUCAUAGAAUAUUUCUCAUGUUGUUUCAUAACUUUAACAAUAGUGGCUUUGUAUUCUUCUUGUCUAUUUCUUUCCAUGGACAUGGUCACUGUCAUAUCCGUUGGCUUAUCUUUAAGCAUGGCAAGUUUAAUUUUUCGUGAUUUGGACGUAAAAUGUGAAUUCAAUUUGAAGCUGCCUUCUGUUUGUAUGACCAACUUCUUGGAUACAAGAGUAUCUAACACUUGUCGUAAUAACCGUUCGUCCAUUAAAGUACGUUGGUUCAAUUCCGUUAAAGUGUAGUUGUGCUUCUCGUUAAAUAAAAUUAUAACCACCGCUUGAAGUAAAUUACAUUGAAUUUCAAUGUCCUCAUGAAAGUGUCCGAUAAUGAUUAUUUGAUGCAAUUUAUAAUUAUUCCAAUCCAAUUUCCUCAGUUUAAACUUUUCGCCUAAUUCACAAUAUUUGGUAGUGAAAGUGUCAAGAAUUUCUUGGAAAUUAUUGGGUAAAGUAAUGGUGAGCUCUUCAUACAAUGGAGAAGGCCAGUGCUUCUUUUCUAAAACUAAAGGAACAAACUCAAAAUCUGAUGCACUUGCCAAUUGGGGAUAUUCACUAGCUGACAAUUGCAAAUCAUUGAACAUGACUUUAAGUGAAAUACUAUCUUCAUCAGAUUCUCCAAUCUCAGCAAGGAAUUCCAAUGCUAAUUUCUCUUCAUCCUUAACAUUAGACUUGUUUAAUAGUAAUCUCUUUGAUAAAUCUUUCUUGUAAAACAUAAGAAAUUCAUGCUUGUUGCUAAUAGCUUUAAAAAUAAUCAUGAUAUACUCAAAAUUUGGAAAAUUUUCUGGUUUCUUGAAAUAUGAGUCUAUAUUUUUGCAUAGUUGGGAUAUAAUGUAUGUAUUGUUGCCCGCGGUAUUCACUGCUCUAGAAAGGGAAUUUCGAAGUUCAAAUUCAAGCGAGUCUGAUUCCCCAAGUUUGGUUAAACUCUCAGUAUAAAAACUGUAUGAUUCAACUAAUGUAGGAAUUACUGACUUACCAUCUGUUCGUGAAUUC